Messenger RNA from Mesorhabditis belari, 1122 nucleotides. NCBI's taxonomy places the organism in Eukaryota, Metazoa, Nematoda, Chromadorea, Rhabditida, Rhabditidae. The record is from the annotation of a GenBank genome assembly.
AUGUGCCAAAUCACAGUGCUGCCGGAUUAUGUGACCUCAUCACCAAUGCUCUUUAUGUAUCUUCACUCGGGCUCGAAUUCGUUGAUUCUGAUCUUUUCGACAAAAACGUAUCGGGAUGAAAUGACGGUGUUUGAAUCGCUCAAUUGCAUUCUCUGCAAGCAACCGUCUGCUCGAGUUGCUAAUCAACCUCGAUCUCCACUUCAGUUGGGCUGUGGAUUGGCCAUGUGCAACGAAUGUUUCAAGAAAGAGCAGAUGUUGGCACGAAACGAGAGAAAACAUCAAUGUGGACUCUGCACAUCGAUUACACCCCUGUACGUUUUGUCACAAGAGGACACUCUGGUGCUUACUCCAAUGGGAUAUGUGCUUCUAAAGCCUUUCAAAAUUCCGGAAUGUCCAAUUUGUCAGGAUGAAUAUUCGGAUGAAAUUGAAGCGAAGAAAUCGUUUGCUCUUAGUUGCGGUCAUAUUAUUUGCACGGAAUGCUAUUUGAAGACAAGAAGUUUUAACAACUGUUUUGGUUUUGGAACAAAAUGUCCAACUUGUUGCAAUCUUACGCACACUGGUCUCAACCAACGGAAAGAUCGAUUUCAUGAUUUUUUAAAUGAACUACCCGAAAUGACUCGACAAAUCGAAACAAUAGAGAAAGCUUUAAUGAAUGCUAAGGAUGCACGUAGCUGCAACGAAUGCGACGAAAAGGAUACUAUCGACAAGAUGUUUUACUGUAGCGCAUGCAGCUUUGAGAUUUGUGCUGUUUGUGCUUACAAGAGACCGCAUCCACAUGGGGCUAUUUCGUUGUUGGGGAAACAGGCUAACCAAAUGUUGAUGAAACUUCAACAAGCGUCAAGAAAUGUCAUCAAGACGCACAAGGAUUUGGUUCCUGAACUACACAAGGGCCUUCUUGAGGGCAUCGACAUCUUUGAAACGAAAUUACGUUCGAAAGAAGAAACCCUCAAGGACGCUUUAACUUGGAUCAAUUUACAGGAAAAUCAUGAAUCAUUUACAAAGAUGAAGUCCAAAUUCGAGUCAUCCGCUAAGAGAUACUUGCCUCAUUUGCACGAUUUCGAUACUGAAAUUAAAGAAUUGAUUCAAACCCUCAACGAGUUUCCCGAUGUCAAGAAAUCCGAU